AUGGCAAAAACGUUCAAGUACAUUCGCUGGAGUGGACAUUGGUUUGCUACCGGUGAUCUCGACGCAAACAACCCCAAGCUUUUAAGUUUCGAAUUUGUCAGGUCAGUUAUUCUCACUCUGACAAUACCUUUACAGGUGAUCCCAUGCAUCAUUGACUUGGUAUUGAAAAUACCGGAUAUGCCAAAGGUGAUCAUGAAUGCUAUCAGCACUCUUUAUGGCAUUCAGGCAUUCUGCAGAGUCAUUUUCGUUGGCAAUGCGGCCUCAAAGGCCUUCAAAACUUCGAACAGAGUAUUUAUGGCAAUAUUCUUCGGAGCACACUUGACAGGAUGCUUAUUUACUGUGGCACCAUUCGUUAUGUCGUACGAGGCACGAAUCCAAAAACUUAGGUCAUUGACAUGGAACGGAACAAUACCUCAGGUUCUGAUAUACGAAGCGUGGUAUCCUUUCGAUAUAUCUGGAUUUCCGGUUUACCAGCUCACUAUAAUGUUCCAAGCAUUUUGUGGCUCCGUUUGGAUCAACAUGACUUCAACUUCGGAUGUUAUCUUUCUUGCAAUUAUUAUUCGUGAAGCGGAGGAAUUCAAUGUGUUACAUAAUAUGCUUGCCAUACUUUCCAAUGUAGACUCGCACAGAGUAAAAGAGCAGUCUGCACAGACAAUUAGGAAUAACCUCAUUAGACAUCCCAGUUACACUGAGCGGUCCGAGGAUGUAAACAUUUUGUUGAAUUCCUGGAUUAAGCACCAUCAACUCGUACUCCGUAUUCUAACAGAAAUAAGGAAAACGUUUUCCGUUUUCGUCUUCAUUGUGGUCGGAUGCAACGCGUUGUCUUUGGUUCUGUUGGCGUACAUUGGAGCUACGAUCAAAGACGUGACUGCACUACUUUCGAUGAUCAGUUUUUUGUUUGUCGUUACGGCACAAUUAUUCAGCUUUUCUUGGUACUCGAUGAAACUGACAACGAAAGCCGAAGAAAUGUCUCAGGAAUUACUUAGGAUUAAUUGGUGGGAAGCUCCUGUUUCCUAUCAAAUGUCUUCGAAAUUCAUAUCAUUACGAGCAUUGAAAAAUGUUUCGAUAUCUGGAAUGGGAUACUUCGAUUUGAAUUUGGAAAUGUUUUUGUCGGUUAGUUGUAUUGAUUCUUAA
This is a messenger RNA of Diprion similis, 1134 nucleotides long. RefSeq names its product odorant receptor coreceptor-like. NCBI's taxonomy places the organism in Eukaryota, Metazoa, Arthropoda, Insecta, Hymenoptera, Diprionidae. Gene Ontology annotation, cellular component: plasma membrane. The record is from RefSeq and is a predicted model, not a curated record. Gene Ontology annotation, biological process: detection of chemical stimulus involved in sensory perception of smell; sensory perception of smell. Gene Ontology annotation, molecular function: odorant binding; olfactory receptor activity. The coding region runs from base 1 to 1134 and encodes 377 amino acids. The transcript has 7 exons.